Molecule: messenger RNA, 972 nt
Organism: Strongyloides ratti
Lineage: Eukaryota; Metazoa; Nematoda; Chromadorea; Rhabditida; Strongyloididae
Product: 7TM GPCR, serpentine receptor class x (Srx) family-containing protein
Exons: 3
Coding region: 1-972 (323 amino acids)
Source: RefSeq, a predicted model, not a curated record
AUGGAUUCAACUAAUAACAUAACAUUUAUUAAUCAAAAUCUUCAUAUUUCUUCUGAAGAUAAAUCACCAAAUCAUUUUCAAGUUGGAAUUAUUUGCUGUGUAAUUUCAUUUUUUAACUUAAUAAUUGAAACAUUAGCUUGUUAUAGUUUCUAUAAGAUAAAACAUUUCACAAAAACAAUGUCAUUUGAAAUAAUGAGACAUCAAAGUCAUCUGGUAAUAAUUUUACAACUUUGCCAUUUUGCUACAUCAUUUAUAACAAUGUUCGAUUUGGAAGAAAUUUUUCUUUUCAAUUUACUUGUUGGAUCGUUAAUGGAAUUUUCAUAUGUUGGUUAUGUUUCAUUUAUUCUUCUUUUAAGUAUAAAUCGUUUUGAUGCUAUGUAUAACAAUUUUUUUUUUCCAAAUAUUUCAAGAAAAAAAAUAUUUUCAAUUGGUAUAAUUAUAUGUUAUUUAUUUGGUUUUCCAAUAUUUGUCUUUUUUGUUAUUCCAAAUAACAGAUUAGUAUAUAAUGGUCAAGCUUAUGGUUGGACUUUUAGACAAAGUAUUAGAGUUGUUUUAAUUGUUGCUAGAAUAAAAGGUAAUACAAUAUUAGCAUUUUUAGUCAUUUGUUUUAUAUUAUAUAUAUUAAUUAUAUUGAAAAUUAUACAAAUGCGUUGUCGAAGUAAAAAAAUAAGAAAAAAAAGUUUAUCACUUGAAGAUUUUAAACUUCUUAUACAUACUCAACUAUGUUUUGCUACAAUUGCUUUUGUAGAACUUUGUUGGAUUGGUAUUUUUCCUUUCUUUAUUUCAACGAUAACUGGAACAAUGUGUGUACAAAUUUUAUUUAAUAGUAUUACAGGGGUUAAUACUUUAUUUACAUUAAUUUUUGUAAAGGACGUUUUCAAAGUUUUAUCAAUGUGUUUUUUUAAAAGUAAAACUAAUAAAAAUAAUGUUCCAAAGGCAAAUAAAGUAAAACCACAUAUUUCAGUGCAGUAA